AGAGAGGGCACGUGUUUGAGGCAGAAUGCCGCCGUGAAAAUAUCUCGUUGUCUCCAGUUUGUUGUUUCUGUUGGUUUCAAGGUACCUACAAGGAGUUGUUCUGUUGGCUCUGACAAGAGAAUCUCAUACCUAACCACGCCAUGUCCGGCCUCUGCUCUGGCAGCCUUUGGGCUGGCUUGCAAUGCCAUGCAAGCUAUUAGUUUCGCCUUUAAGACCGCGUCGGUCUGCAAAGAAGUCUUCAGAACGGGCUCUCCUGAUCCCAACUUGAACCAACUCGUACUUGACGCUUCAAAGGUACAUGAAAACCUGAAGAAGUCGAUGGUCUCGGUCCAGCCCCUGAACAAAGACGAAAAAGACUUUCUCGAUAUUGCUGAGCGUAGCCUUCAGGUUAUCCUCGAAUUAAAGACCGAGAUCGAUAAGCUGGUCGCCCGCCACCAGGCCAAGGGGAGCCUGGGAGCUUCCGUCUCGACGACUUUGAGAGCAUUGUACCAGAAGCCAGCACUCGGCAAGCUCGAAAAACGCAUGUAGGCCUACCAGAGCGUUCUAGAAUCGGGUCUCCUUCGCUUUUGGUAAGAUCAGAACAAUUCUCCAAGCACGCGAAUUAUAUCAAGACUUC
Molecule: messenger RNA, 616 nt
Organism: Lasiosphaeria miniovina
Lineage: Eukaryota; Fungi; Ascomycota; Sordariomycetes; Sordariales; Lasiosphaeriaceae
Exons: 1
Coding region: 187-528 (113 amino acids)
Source: RefSeq, a predicted model, not a curated record